AGCUGUCAAAACAUCAAAAAAUUUUACACAAAAUUCUCGCAUCGUCGUCCUUUGUGCGUUCGCAAAAACAACAUUUUCGUUCCUGAAACAAUCCCUCGAUCCACUUCCGGCUCACGUAACCGUAACAGAAGAUGAGCGCCCAGCAGCAGCAGCGUCCCACGGAGGAGAAAAUGGACGUGGACGGCGACGGUCAAACGCCGGCUGCUGCACCGGCUCCUCCGGUUGCCGCAUCUGCUGCGGUAGCUUCCGGUUCCUCGUCUGGAAUGGCUGCCGCCGCCGUUCCGACCAAGUCCUCGCAAUUGGCAGCGGUGGCACAGCAGCAGCCGUCCGGUGAGUCACGCAACGUGAUCGCCGGGAAUGCGGUUCCGUCGGUGGCCUGCUCGCUGCACCCGCUGGUCAUUAUGAACGUGUCCGAUCACUGGACGCGGAUUCGCGCCCAGAAGGGCUUCAAGUCGCAGGUGUUUGGGGCGCUGAUUGGCAAGCAGAAGGGCCGGAACAUCGAGGUGAUGAACUCGUUCGAGCUCAAGUUCGACAUGGUCGACGAUGAGGUGCACAUCCUGAUGGAUUACUACAACGUGAAGGAGCAGCAAUACAAACAAGUGUUCAGCGAUCUGGACUUUCUUGGUUGGUACACGACGGGGGCGAUCCCAACGGAGAAGCACAUCAACAUCCACAAGCAGAUCUGCCAAAUCAACGAGUGUCCGAUCAUGCUGCUGCUGGAUCCGACCAGCCGGAACAUGAACCAGCUGCCCAUUUCACUGCACGAGUCCAUCAUAGACAUUGUCCAGGGUGACGCCGUGAUGCUGUUCGUACCCCUCACGUACACGCUGGCCACCGAGGAGGCCGAGCGGAUCGGAGUUGAUCACGUGGCUCGGAUGUCCACCAACGACACGGACGAGAACUCGGCCGUGGCGGAACACCUGCUGGCGCAGCACAGUGCCAUCAAGAUGCUGCACUCGCGCGUGAAGAUCGUUCUGGCGUACAUCAAGGCCGUCGAGAGCGGCCAGCUGGAGGCGAAUCAGGAGAUUCUGCGCGGAGCGUAUUCGCUCAGCCGUCGACUGCCGGUCAUUCAGAAUCCGGCCUUCAAGGAGGAGUUUUACACGCAAUCGAACGACGUCGGCCUGAUCACUUACCUGGGAGCUUUGACCAAGGUUUCCAACGACAUGAACCAGCUGGUGAACAAGUUCAACGUUCUGUACGAUCGCCAGGGCAUGGGCCGACGAAUGCGUGGACUAUUCUUCUAGGACUCUUCAAGGUAAAUCACAAACACGCUACUCUCAUUUGCUAUCUUUAUUCAAAUAAUCCCCCGCGCGAUCGCGAUCGCUCCUCCUCCCGGAGACAUUUGAUACAAAAAAACAAACCAACAAUACACCGCGUAGAUUCGAAAUCCACCCAA
Messenger RNA from Culex pipiens pallens (northern house mosquito), 1396 nucleotides. It is a transcript of the gene CSN6, whose product is annotated as COP9 signalosome complex subunit 6. The transcript is spliced from 3 exons. NCBI's taxonomy places the organism in Eukaryota, Metazoa, Arthropoda, Insecta, Diptera, Culicidae. The record is from RefSeq and is a predicted model, not a curated record. Gene Ontology annotation, biological process: protein deneddylation. Gene Ontology annotation, cellular component: COP9 signalosome. Gene Ontology annotation, molecular function: metallopeptidase activity; protein binding. Bases 132 to 1244 code for a protein of 370 amino acids.